Fusarium subglutinans is the source of this 1236-nucleotide messenger RNA. RefSeq names its product alpha-methylacyl-coa racemase. The coding region runs from base 1 to 1236 and encodes 411 amino acids. The transcript has 4 exons. The record is from RefSeq and is a predicted model, not a curated record. NCBI's taxonomy places the organism in Eukaryota, Fungi, Ascomycota, Sordariomycetes, Hypocreales, Nectriaceae. Gene Ontology annotation, molecular function: catalytic activity.
AUGACCCGGGUUCUGGCCGGUCCUUAUUGUACUCAGAUUUUGGGCGAUCUUGGCGCUGAGGUGAUCAAGAUCGAGCAUCCUGUUCGCGGCGAUGAUACCAGAGCUUGGGGACCUCCAUAUGCAAAAUACAAGGAUGGGUCGUCUGCUAAAGGCCCUGGAGAGUCUGCCUACUUCUUAGGGGCAAAUCGGAACAAAAAGUCGUUGGGCUUGUCCUUCCAGCACAAAGAAGGAGUCGAGGUUCUUCACAAACUAGCUGCAAAAUGCGACGUCUUGGUCGAGAACUACCUCCCGGGGACUCUCAAGAAGUAUUCCAUGGACUAUGAGACCUUGCGUAAGAUUAACCCAGGUCUGAUAUAUGCCUCCAUUACAGGCUAUGGCCAAACAGGGCCGUAUUCCAACCGCGCUGGUUACGACGUCAUGGUUGAAGCUGAAUUUGGUCUGAUGCACAUUACUGGAGAGCGAGAUGGUCCUCCAGUCAAGGUUGGUGUCGCGGUAACUGACCUGACGACUGGUCUCUACACCAGCAACAGCGUCAUGGCGGCGCUUUUGGGACGGGCCAAGUCAGGAAAAGGUCAACAUAUCGAUGUCGCACUGAGCGAUUGCCAAACAGCGACAUUGGCCAACAUCGCCAGCAGCUGUUUGGUGAGUGGAAAGAAGGAUUCUGGCCGCUGGGGCACAGCUCAUCGUAAGUUUGACUAUCUGAAUGAGAAUUCCAAUGCUGACUCAGAAGCUUCCAUUGUUCCAUACAAGUCUUUCGAGACCAAAGAUGGAGGUAUUCUGUUCGGUGGAGGUAACGAUCGGCUGUUUGGUGUUCUCUGUGAUGGUCUAGGUCAACCACAGUGGAAGGACGACGCGCGAUACAAAACCAACGCCGAUAGAGUCGAACAUCGGAACGAUCUAGAGGCCAAGAUUGAGGCAAUCACAAAACUUAAGACAACCCGAGAAUGGCUUGAGAUCUUCGAGGGCAAGGGUAUGCCCUAUGCUGCCAUCAAUGAUGUCCAGGGGACGCUCAACCACGAGCAUACAAAGGCCCGGAACAUGGUUGUCGAGAUGGAACACGAUGAGUGCGGCCCUCUGAAAAUGGUCAACACGCCUAUAAAGUUGUCGGAGACUCCUCCAACGAUUCGCAGCGCGCCGCCUAUGUUGGGUCAGCAUACUAAUGAAGUGCUACAAGAGCAUCUUGGGCUAGGCGAAGCUGAUAUUACUGCAUUGAGGGAAAAGGGAAUUGUCGGAUAG